AUGAGUAACCAGAUACCUCUGAGGCUCCCCAAAUGGCUCCAAAAGCUUGAAGGAAAAUCCAACUGGUCUUCGUGGCGCAAGGACCUUCAGGAAGCGUUUGUGACUGUUGAUCCCAUUUCCUGGGAAGUUCUGAUGAACAGAGGAGACGACAACAUCAAAGCGGAGCCAGGGACUGCCAGACAGGAGGAGCCAACGACCAUCGAAGAGGCACAAACUCUGAGCUCUUUUUUUGCGGAACAUGAUGACUCUUCUGACAACGACAGUGAUCUGAUGGUCACCAUAACAGGAAGCAUUCACACAAACCCCCCUGUACUCAACAGGAACAACCCCGUAGAUCUGCGUAAGCUUAACAUCCGUGCUCGCGACCUUCUCGCCUCGGGGCUUGGCACAGAACCGCUGGCUGAGAUUGAUCGGGUUAUGGAUGCACAUGAAGCAUACGUCAAGCUCGAGAGCCUUUACGGUAAGACCUCUGCCCAGUCCGUACACAUUGCGUGGGAGAAGUUCAGUAGAGUCCGUUAUUCUACCCGUGGUCUCACUCCCGCUGCCUUUGUUGAUCGCUUCCAAAAAAGUCUGCGUGAUGUCAAAGACCAGUGUGUGGAAGUUCCUCCUACCGUGGAGCUUGCUCAGUUCCAGCAGGCAAUCAAACCGAAUCCAAAUUCGACUACAUUCAUGGCGGACAUGAAAGUAGAUAUUUAUGAUCCAAAUUUUAUGGAUCUGGUGUAUGAAGAGUUCUUGAAAGACCAGUCGCCAAUAUGA
Molecule: messenger RNA, 756 nt
Organism: Penicillium coprophilum
Lineage: Eukaryota; Fungi; Ascomycota; Eurotiomycetes; Eurotiales; Aspergillaceae
Exons: 1
Coding region: 1-756 (251 amino acids)
Source: RefSeq, a predicted model, not a curated record